This is a messenger RNA of Mytilus trossulus (common blue mussel), 1251 nucleotides long. RefSeq lists its product as uncharacterized. The transcript has a single exon. The coding region runs from base 1 to 1251 and encodes 416 amino acids. NCBI's taxonomy places the organism in Eukaryota, Metazoa, Mollusca, Bivalvia, Mytilida, Mytilidae. The record is from RefSeq and is a predicted model, not a curated record.
AUGUAUAUAGCAAACUCAAGAGUAGGUAAUGAUGAAGGUAUUGGUAAAAAAACUUGUAAUGAUACAAGUGUUAUUGACUAUUUAUUAUUGUCAUCUAAUUUAUUUCCAGUUGUUAAAGAGUUCGAUAUUAUGGAAUUUGAUCCAUUGGUCUCAGAUGUUCAUUGUCAAUUACAUGUAGUUAUUCAAGCUCCAGUGAUUUUAUAUAAUAGUAAUGACGAACUAUCACAAUUUUGUAGUGAAAAAUAUGUCAAGUGGAGAAAAGAAAAGUGUUCAGAAUUUUUAGAUAAUGUUAAAAGUGAUCAUGAUUGUCAGUUAGAACAACUACUGUUAGAAUUAGAUAAUUUAGAGGUACAACAAGGGAUUCAUCAAAAUGAGAUGAACAAAGUUGUAGAGAGAAUUAGUAACUUUUUUCAAUCAGUUGCUACAAAAACUUUUGGUAAAUACAAGCCGUUUAAAAAUCGCAAACCAAAAAGCGACAAUAAACCUUGGUUUAACAAGCAAUGUUUUGAUACUAGAAAAAAAUUUCACAAAGCGCGGAAAAGGUACAGUUUUAUAAAAAAUGCUGAUAAUCGAAAACAUAUGAAAAAUGCAAGCAAAAGCUAUAAAAUUGAAAUUUCUAAAGCAAAUGAACUGUACCAAAGAAAUAUUGGAAAUAAAUUACGCCAGACCAAAAAAUCAGAUAGUAAAAAGUUUUGGAACAUUUUGAAUAGUAUUGGGUCAAAUAAAAAAAAAGGCGCAGACCCUGAAAUUUCGAUUGAAGCUCUCUAUGACUAUUUCAAAGAUAUGAAUAGAUGUGACUCAAAUACUGAGGAACCAGAAGUUAAUUUUGAUGUACAUAAUUUAUCAGAUGAAUUGUAUAACUUAUUGAAUGGUACUGUAACCGAAGAUGAGAUUUUAAAAAGUGUAAAAAACUUAAAAAAUGAUAAAGCUAGUGGAUGUGACAAAAUAAUGAAUGAAUAUAUAAAAUGUACUGUAUAUGAUCUUAUGCCAAUGUAUGUUAAACUUUUUAAUUUAGUAUUAGAUACAGGAAUAGUUCCAGAGUUAUGGUCUCUUGGUAUUAUGAUUCCUAUUUUUAAGAAUAAAGGUUCAAAAGCAGACCCUGCAAAUUAUAGAGGUGUAACAUUAAACUCUUGUUUAGGAAAGACUUUUUCAUCAAUAAUAAAUGAGAGAUUAAAUAGCUUCUCAGAUGAAGUUGAACUUAUAUCAGAAUCUCAGGCUGGAUUUAGAAAAAGGUUUUUCAACUACCGAUAA